GGGAGGUGAGCAGAGGGGGGCUGCCUCCGUCUGCCCCCCAUGGCCCUUCCGAGAGGGAAGCUUAGGGAGCAACGUUAAAAUUUAAUGUGUAAGAAAGAAAACAAUACGCAUGGCAGGGAAGACGCGGGGCCUGCGCUUCUCCCUGGCCUCAGCUCCUUGGAAGGACUCCAUGUCUCUCCCUGGGGCACAGACCCCGUAGGCCGUGGGCAGGACACGCUGGUCAUUGGGAGUAGAGCGGGUGCUUCUCCCCAGGUCCCUCGGCUGCCAGCGUUGGUUCACCGUAAAAUCCUUGGUGUGAGCUGGCCAGACACCACAGACACCAGUGAGCUCUGCUGGGCUUUCCAGGUCCUGCGGGAGACAGCAGGUGAGCGGUGGGAAGGGAGUGAGCACCAGGCUCUGGCAUCAGCCACGGAGGAGCCGCCGGUGUCCCCCCCCGAGCCGGCAGCCCCCCCACAGGUGCAGGCAGCAUCCACCAUGAAUCUAGAGAAAGCAGGAGGCAGGCUCUGCACUGGGAAACGCACCGGCCUACCAGCGGCCCAGCCCUUCCCGGUGAUCCAGAAGGUGAUGGCCUCCAUGGCGCAUCUACAGGAGGAGAAGCUGCGGCUGCAGGAGGAGCUGCUGGGGCUGCAAGUCUGGGAGAACGAUGAGCUCUCCCACUCUCUCCAGCUGCAAGGCCAGGUUGAAACUCUGAAGGCGAAGCUCCUGGAGCAGGCGCAGGAGAUCAGCCGGCUGCGCUCAGAGCUGGGUGGCACGGACGUGGAGAAGCACCGGGACCUGCUGGCGGCCGAGAACGAGCGGUUGCGGCAGGAGAUGAAGGCGUGUGAGGGGGAGCUGCGGGAGCUGCGGCGGCAGCAGCAGCAGCAGGCACCGUGCCAGGACUGUGCCCACCUCCAGGAGAAUGCCGAGCUGCAGGAGCGGCUGUCCCUGCUGCAGCAAGAGGCGGAGGAGACACGGGCCAAGCUGGCGGAGCUGGACCUGGAGGUGCAGCAGAAAACGAACCGCUUGGCCGAGGUGGAGCUGCGGCUCAAGGACUCCCUGGCCGAGAGAGCCGAGGAGGAGGAACGGCUUAGCCGACGGCUGCGAGACAGCCAGGAAACAAUCGCCAGCCUCAAGUCCCAGCCCCAGCAGAUUAAGUACAUCAUCAAGACAGUGGAGGUGGAGUCGGCCAAAGCGAAGCAAGCCCUGUGCGAGAGCCAGUCCCGAAACCAGUACCUGCAGGAGCAGGUGGGGAUGCAGAGGCAGGUGCUGAAGGAGAUGGAGCAGCAGCUGCAGAGCUCCCAAAAGACAGUAGCUCAGCUCCGAGCUCAGAUCGUGAUGUACGAGGCAGAGCUAGAGCGAGCCCAUGGGCAGAUGUUAGAGGAGAUGCAGGUGAUGGAGGAGGAGAAGAACCGUGCCAUUGAAGAGGCAUUUUCCCGUGCCCAAGUGGAGAUGAAGGCGGUGCAUGAAAACCUGGCGGGCGUCCGGACCAACCUGCUGACGCUGCAGCCAGCGCUGCGCACGCUCACCCACGACUACAACAGCUUGAAGCGUCAGGUCCGCGACUUCCCCCUGCUCCUCCAGGAGACCUUACGGAGCGCCAGGGCCGAGAUCAGCCAAGCCAUCGAGGAGGUGAACACCACCAAUCGGGAGCUGCUGCGCAAGUACCGACGGGAGCUGCAGCUCCGCAAGAAGUGUCACAACGAGCUGGUGCGGCUGAAAGGAAACAUCCGUGUUUUCGGGCGAGUCCGCCCCAUCACGAAGGAGGAUGGCGAGGGCCCUGAGGCAGCCAACGCGGUGACCUUUGAUGAUGAUGAUGACGCCGUCCUGUACCUCCUGCACAAGGGGAAGCAGGUGUCCUUUGAGCUGGAUAAGGUCUUCCCCCCACAAGCGUCCCAGGAGGAGGUAUUUCAGGAGGUUCAAGCCCUGGUCACCUCCUGCAUCGAUGGCUACAACGUCUGCAUUUUCGCCUAUGGGCAGACAGGGGCAGGAAAAACCUACACAAUGGAGGGAACACCAGCAAACCCAGGGAUCAACCAGCGGGCCCUGCAGCUCCUGUUCUCCGAGGUGCGGGGCAAGGCAGCCGACUGGGACUAUGCCAUCAGCGUCAGCGCUGCUGAGAUUUACAACGAGGCACUCAGGGACUUGCUGGUGAAGGAGCCACAGGAGAAGCUGGAGAUCAAGCUGUGCCCCGACGGCAGUGGGCAGCUCUACGUGCCUGGCCUGACCGAGUUCAGGGUGCAGAGUGUGGAGGACAUCAACAAGGUCUUUGAGUUUGGCCAUGUCAACCGGGCGACGGAGUGCACCAACCUGAACGAGCGCAGCUCCCGCUCCCACGCCCUCCUCAUCAUCACCAUCCGCGGCCUCGACCGCAGCACGGGGCUCCGCACCACAGGGAAGCUGAACCUCGUGGACCUGGCGGGCUCGGAGCGCGUGGGGCGGUCGGGCGCGGAGGGCAGCCGGCUCCGCGAGGCGCAGCACAUCAACAAGUCCCUCUCGGCCUUGGGGGAUGUCAUUUAUGCCCUGCGCUCCCGGCAGGGCCACGUGCCCUUCCGCAACUCCAAGCUGACCUACCUGCUGCAGGACUCACUCAGCGGCGACAGCAAGACCCUCAUGAUGGUGCAGGUCUCCCCCGCUGAGAAAAACACCAGCGAGACGUUGUGCUCCCUGAAGUUCGCCGAGAGGGUUCGCUCCGUGGAGCUGGGGCCCGUCUCCCGCAAGGCUGAGCUGGCCUCCUGGCCCAGUCAGGAGCAGCUGGAGGGUGACUCUCCAGGGACUGCAGCACCCCACGGCCGGGGCCAUGUGUCCCCCAGCCCGGGGCAGCUCUCCAGCCGCGCCGCCUCCAUUCGCAGGAAGCUCCAGGCCUCAGCCUGACUUAGGGGCAGCCGUGGCUGCCAGGGAAGCUGAGGCCAGUCCCUGUGUGAUGAGUGCCAGCCCUGGCACCAAGGUGCUGCAGAGAGCUGGCUGCUGGAGGACACGAAGGCUUUGGUGCCACCCCUUCACCCACCAGGACCUGCCACCAGAGGGUGACGGCACCUCUCACCAUGAGCAGUGCAGGGCCAGGGUCUGCCAGCAGCUGGACCCCCAUCUCAGGGUGGGAGGGGGGCACUGAUCUGCCCCCUUCUGCCCCUCGGCGCUGUGACUUUUUAUUUUGUUUUCAGUGGGAGUGGGGAGCUGCUGGGUGCUCCCUGCCUCGCUCCACCUUUGUUUUUACAACAGUGGAGGUGUCUGGCCAGAGGAGGUGGUCAGAGCUAGGCAAGCCCCCCCCAACAUUUAUGUGUUGCCCUCACAAGGCCAGCCUGGCCACAGCUCCCCCCAGACUGUGCCCAGGCGGCUGCCUGCUGUCUUCAGAAGCAGCAUCUCCUCCAUUUUAAGCCAGAAAAAAAAUUAAAUCCCAGUAGCUCCUAUCCCUGUAGGUUUCUUAAGCCCUGUCAUUGCAUGAAGGGGCCCUGGUGCCAUGCAUGAGUCGAGCUGCCCUUCUCCCUGGUGCCGGUGCUGCCCGGCCCCACACCAGACCCCCGGCACAGAGGGAGGGCAGUGGAGGGGCUGCCCGUGUUACACGGCACCAGGGUAGAUUUAGCGGUCUCGAAUGAAGCUAUUGUAGAGUUAUUUAUCUGUUGUCUUGUCAAGAGAGAUCACAGCGUGGUUGAAAUGAAAGCAUUUGAAAUAUUUAUACCCUGUUUACAUGGUCUCGGAAUGAAAAACAAGUGGAAAACAAAAAAACCCCUAACCUAAAGCCCAAAAGCUAUUGGCUUAUGUGUGGCGAUGGUGGCUGAUGGGGGGGGUCGGAGGAGAUGGCACUAGCCCCUGCACCUCUGAGCACUCACCCGUGAGUGCACCUCCUCCUGCUGCAAAUAACCAACUGGAUGCACUGAUGGCUCCUUCCCACCACAGCCCCUCUCCCCUCACUCCUCCAUAGCAUAUUCUAUUUAA
Calidris pugnax (ruff) is the source of this 3909-nucleotide messenger RNA. RefSeq names its product kinesin family member C3 (gene KIFC3). The coding region runs from base 85 to 2850 and encodes 921 amino acids. The transcript has 21 exons. Gene Ontology annotation, biological process: microtubule-based movement. The record is from RefSeq and is a predicted model, not a curated record. Gene Ontology annotation, molecular function: ATP binding; microtubule binding; microtubule motor activity. Lineage: Eukaryota; Metazoa; Chordata; Aves; Charadriiformes; Scolopacidae.